CUAGAGCCCCCCGCGCGCGGCCCGGCCCAGCCUCGGCCCUCUCGCCCGGCCCGGCCGCGGAGACUCCGCCAGACACAAUAAACUCGGAGCGGGAGCCGGAGCGGGAGCGGGGCCGCGGGCGGGCGGGCCCGGGGCCGGCAGCGACGAGCGGCCGCCCGCUCCGCAGCGCCAUGUGAGCGGCGGCCGCGCAGGGACGCCAACUUUCCCGGGCGCCCGCCCGGCCCCGCGCCGCCCGCAGGCCCCGCGCCGCCCCGGCCCGGCCCCGCCGCGGCCCCUCGGGCCCCGCAGGCCCGCCGCUCGGCGAGGAGACGCACUAAAGAAGUAAACAGGUCAUGGCACGUUUAACAAAAAGACGACAGGCGGAUACAAAAGCCAUCCAGCAUCUUUGGGCAGCUAUUGAGAUUAUAAGGAACCAGAAGCAAAUUGCCAACAUUGACCGAAUUACCAAGUAUAUGUCUCGAGUACACGGUAUGCAUCCAAAAGAGACCACGCGCCAGCUGAGCUUAGCUGUGAAAGAUGGUCUCAUUGUGGAAACUCUCACAGUGGGCUGCAAAGGCUCAAAAGCUGGCAUUGAGCAAGAAGGAUAUUGGUUGCCAGGAGAUGAGAUUGCCUACAGUAUGCAACCUUUCUCCAGGACAGCAACCCCAUACAAGGACUGGGAAACAGAAAAUCAUGACUGGUAUUGUUUUGAAUGCCAUUUGCCUGGAGAGGUGUUGAUAUGUGACCUGUGUUUUCGUGUGUAUCAUUCCAAGUGUUUGUCUGAUGAGUUCAGGCUUAGAGACAGCAGUAGUCACUGGCACUGCCCAGUUUGCAGGAGCAUUAAGAAGAAGAAUACAAACAAGCAGGAGAUGGGCACGUACCUGAGGUUCAUCGUGUCCCGCAUGAAGGAGAGGGCUAUAGAUCUUAAUAAGAAGGGGAAAGACAAUAAACACCCGAUGUACCGAAGGCUGGUGCACUCAGCUGUUGACGUUCCCACCAUACAGGAGAAGGUGAAUGAAGGGAAAUACCGAAGUUACGAGGAAUUCAAAGCUGACGCUCAGCUGCUUCUCCACAAUACAGUGAUUUUCUAUGGAGCAGACAGCGAGCAAGCAGACAUCGCGAGGAUGUUGUACAAAGACACGUGUCAUGAGCUGGAUGAACUACAGCUUUGCAAGAACUGCUUCUAUUUAUCCAAUGCUCGUCCUGACAAUUGGUUCUGCUACCCUUGCAUACCUAAUCAUGAGCUGGUUUGGGCUAAAAUGAAAGGUUUUGGGUUUUGGCCAGCCAAAGUCAUGCAAAAAGAGGACAAUCAAGUUGACGUUCGCUUCUUCGGCCACCACCACCAGAGGGCUUGGAUUCCUUCUGAAAACAUUCAGGACAUCACAGUCAACGUCCAUCGGCUGCACGUUAAGCGCAGCAUGGGCUGGAAAAAGGCCUGCGAUGAGCUGGAGCUGCAUCAGCGUUUCCUGCGUGAAGGAAGAUUCUGGAAGUCUAAGAAUGAGGACCGGGGCGAAGAAGAGGCGGAAUCCAGCAUCUCCUCUACCAGUAACGAGCAGCUGAAGGUCACUCAAGAACCGAGGGCAAAGAAAGGACGGCGUAAUCAAAGCGUGGAGCCCAAAAAGGAAGAACCAGAGCCUGAGACAGAAGCAGUAAGUUCUAGCCAGGAAAUUCCCACGAUGCCUCAGCCAAUCGAGAGAGUAUCGGUGUCAACUCAGACCAAGAAGUUAAGUGCCUCUUCCCCAAGGAUGCUGCAUCGAAGUACCCAGACCACCAGUGACGGCGUCUGCCAGAGCAUGUGCCACGACAAAUACACCAAAAUUUUCAAUGACUUUAAAGACCGGAUGAAGUCGGACCACAAGCGAGAGACUGAAAGAGUUGUCCGCGAAGCUCUGGAAAAGUUGCGUUCUGAAAUGGAAGAAGAAAAAAGACAAGCUGUAAAUAAGGCUGUAGCCAACAUGCAGGGUGAGAUGGACAGAAAAUGUAAGCAAGUAAAGGAAAAGUGUAAAGAAGAAUUUGUAGAAGAAAUCAAGAAGCUAGCAACACAGCACAAACAACUGAUUUCUCAGACCAAGAAGAAGCAGUGGUGCUACAACUGUGAGGAGGAGGCCAUGUACCACUGCUGCUGGAACACCUCCUACUGCUCCAUCAAGUGCCAGCAGGAGCACUGGCACGCAGAACACAAGCGCACCUGUCGCCGGAAGAGAUGAAGCCGGCCCGCGCCGGCCACUCCUCAGACACAGCGGUUUUUGUUUCCAAGAAGCCAAAAUUGUUUAGAAUUUGCUUCCCAUUUUGCACCAGCCUUUAAACACUUUUCGUGAAGAAAUUUUGCACAGUAGUUUAAAUCUUUUGUUAACGCUCCUCCGGAGUUUUUCAGGGGGUUAAAGUAACAUCAGUGGAGGGUAUUAUUUUAAAUGAAUUUUAAUUGAGAAUAUGUUGCAUUUUCAGCAAAUUUUAAAACAUUUUUAGGUUUUACAGAGAUUUUAACCUUUAAACAACAGAUCUUUAAAAAAAAAACCACAGGUGAAUACAAGUGAGUUUAACAAAGAAACAUUUAGAGUAG
Sciurus carolinensis (gray squirrel) is the source of this 2539-nucleotide messenger RNA. It is a transcript of the gene Zmynd11, whose product is annotated as zinc finger MYND-type containing 11. The record is from RefSeq and is a predicted model, not a curated record. Bases 333 to 2186 code for a protein of 617 amino acids. Lineage: Eukaryota; Metazoa; Chordata; Mammalia; Rodentia; Sciuridae. The transcript is spliced from 16 exons. Gene Ontology annotation, molecular function: transcription corepressor activity; protein binding; DNA binding. Gene Ontology annotation, biological process: regulation of transcription elongation by RNA polymerase II.